Phacochoerus africanus (Common warthog) is the source of this 1584-nucleotide messenger RNA. RefSeq names its product MYC binding protein (gene MYCBP). Gene Ontology annotation, molecular function: transcription coactivator activity. The coding region runs from base 16 to 396 and encodes 126 amino acids. The record is from RefSeq and is a predicted model, not a curated record. The transcript is spliced from 5 exons. Gene Ontology annotation, cellular component: nucleus. Gene Ontology annotation, biological process: regulation of DNA-templated transcription. NCBI's taxonomy places the organism in Eukaryota, Metazoa, Chordata, Mammalia, Artiodactyla, Suidae.
UCCGCUCUUCCGCGCAUGAGCAGUGCUGCUCCGAGCCCGCCAGCCACGGUCUCGGGCGCCAGCUACGCCGCUGCCGCUGUCACUAUGGCCCAUUACAAAGCCGCCGACUCGAAACGCGAGCAGUUCCGGAGGUACUUGGAGAAGUCGGGGGUGCUGGACACGCUGACCAAGGUAUUGGUAGCCUUAUAUGAAGAACCUGAGAAACCUAAUAGUGCUUUGGAUUUUUUAAAGCAUCACUUAGGAGCUGCUACCCCAGAAAACCCAGAAAUAGAGCUGCUUCGCCUAGAAUUGGCAGAAAUGAAAGAGAAAUAUGAAGCUAUUGUAGAAGAAAAUAAAAAACUGAAAACAAAGCUUGCUCAGUAUGAACCACCUCAGGAGGAGAAGCGUGCUGAAUAGGAUUCUUCUCAGUUGAAAAGACCCUGAAAAAUGGUUUUGUAUGACUUGAAUAGUUUGUAUAGUCUAUAAUCUUUUCUGAACAGAUGCUAUAGCACUCUUUUAAUAUGUUAAAUUCACCUAUCACACUUUAACUGUUAUAAACACAUAUACUUAGAAUCACCAAUAAAAACUCAAUAUAACUUUCUUUGGGUCUUAAAAGCAGGAGAAUCAAAAGUGAAUCCUGGAAAAACAAAAAACAAAAACAGAACAGAGCCAUCUAAUUCAUUACCUUAAAAGACAUUCUGUUUAUUAGUCUGACUAGGAAUGAUGGUACUGGUUGUACUUUAGCCAAGGAAGUUUAGCAUGGAGCAGUUCCUUGGUUUAGCUCAGGAUAUGAGCACAGGUACGGUCAUUCUUUAAAACGAAGAUGCCGCUGUUGUUUAUCUUCUCCAUAGGCAGCUGGAGAGAUCUGUGUGACAUUGAUGCUGUUGCAUGGGGUCUCAUGAAUCUUCUGCUCUAGUUUAUAGUAUGUGGAACAAAUGACUCUUCUUUGCCACCACUUUGCCUUAGAUAACUGUGUGUGUGCCAGUGUGGACUCUGACACCACCUUUCCUUCUAUGCAAUCAUGCCCUAUCUGAUAAUGUUGCCUUGCUUUGCUGUGUGCUUCAGCGGGUCCCAGUUGCACCUUGGCCUUUCUGUGUUGUUCAAUUUGCUGUCAUAGCAGUUACCCUGAUUGUAAUUUAUAUAACUUUAAAAGAGGAUCACACUGUUCCCCUGCCUUACUUAGUUGCUUAGUUGAACACAGAACAGAGGCAAUAUAAAAUUCUGAGUUCAUGCACAAGCUGGGAUGAGAAGGGGAAUGAGCCAUAUAAUGUGGAAAAUUAUAGUUUGUGGGUAUAAUUAUAUAGUGCUUUUUUCCCUCAAAGUAUUUUUCUAGCCUUGAAUUCAUUUUAUCUUCAUUAUCCCUGUGAAGUAGGUAGGCAAGUAUGAGGGGAGGUUGGGUGCUGAGUUUUUAGGCCAAAGACUGAUAUGAAUACAAAUUAUUUGCUAACUGUAGAACCUUGGGCCCAUCAGUUAAUUGCUCUGAGAUUCACUUUCCUCAUCUGUUAAAUAAGAAUAAUAUCUGUGCUGCCUACCUCACAGGGUUGUUGUGAGGGUCAAAUGGAAUGUAUGUGUAAGAUUUGUAAAUGGUAAAGCACUAUAUUCUUA